AUGUUUGAGGAGGUUUUAUUAAACAUUUUAUUGAUAAACAUACGUACUCCACCGACUGAGGAGGUUAUACAGACUGGUGUAGUUUCUCGUUUUGUUGAGUUUCUGUUGAGGGAAGAUUUUCCACAGUUGCAGUUUGAGGCAGUUUGGGCUUUGACAAAUAUCGCUUCUGGAACGUCUGACCAUGGGGCUGUCACAAUUUUUGUGAAGCUCCUUGCUUCUUCUAGUGAUGAUGUAGUGUGGGCUUUAGGAAAUGUUGCUGGGGAUUCUCCCAGAUGCCGUGAUCUUGUUCUCGGUCAUGGAGCCUUGGUUCCUCUUUUGGCACAAUUGAAUGAACUUGCCAAGCUUUCUAUGAUGAGAAAUGCUACCUGGAUGCUUUCAAACUUCUGCAGGGGAAAGCCACCGCCUCCUUUUGAUCAGGCUUUGAUUGAGGCCAAUAUAUUUGGUCAUUUUGUGAACCUGCUUCAAAAUGCUGAAUUUGAUAUUAAGAAAAGAGGCUGCUUGGGCCAUCUCAAAUGCUACAUCUGGUGGAUCUCAACAAAUCAAGUACCUAGUAAGUCAGGGGUGUAUUAA
Trifolium pratense (red clover) is the source of this 570-nucleotide messenger RNA. RefSeq names its product importin subunit alpha-2-like. The transcript is spliced from 6 exons. Gene Ontology annotation, molecular function: nuclear import signal receptor activity; protein binding. The coding region runs from base 1 to 570 and encodes 189 amino acids. The record is from RefSeq and is a predicted model, not a curated record. Lineage: Eukaryota; Viridiplantae; Streptophyta; Magnoliopsida; Fabales; Fabaceae. Gene Ontology annotation, biological process: NLS-bearing protein import into nucleus. Gene Ontology annotation, cellular component: nucleus.